UCUGGAGAUAAAUUGUACAUUAUAAAGGACCAGGAGAUACAGCCAUUUUUGUGCAGCCUCUUCUUCUUAUUCUUCCUCUUCUUAUUCUUCUUCCUCUUACCGGAGCAGCUCAAGCGCUUUUCUUAUCAAACACAUAAGGAACGAUGGAGGGUUGGGCUGGAUUUCGGGCGCUGCCAUGCUACGUGGCCUGCUCCCAGGUGCUGGGUGUGGUGUGUUUGGUGCUCACGGGUGUGUGGAUGGGACAUUAUCAUGGAGGCUACGCCUGGGACAGCUCACAGCAGCAGUUUAACGUCCACCCGCUCUGCAUGGUCAUGGGCCUCGUCUUCCUCUAUGGAGACGGCGUGUUGGUGUACCGUGUGUUCAGAAACGAGAGCAAGCGUUCGGUGAAGAUCCUCCACGCCCUGCUACACAUGAUGGCCCUCAUUAUCAGCAUUGUGGGUCUGGUAGCUGUGUUUGAUGUUCACAAUAAACACGGCUUCCCUAACAUGACCUCUCUGCAUAGCUGGUGUGGCAUGCUGACCUUUAUCCUCUUCCUCAUGCAGUGGCUGCUAGGAUUAGGCUUCUUCCUGUUUCCCUGGGCAUCAUCAGCACUACGGAGAUGGUAUCUGCCCCUGCAUGUAUUCUUUGGCCUUGUGCUCCUGGCCAUGGCGGUGGCUUCCUCGCUCAUGGGAAUCGCUGAGAAAGCCAUCUUCAGUGGACUGCCACCGUUUGCUCCUGAGGAGGUUCUGGCCAACAUGCUGGGUCUGCUGCUGGUGUGUUUUGGGGUAAUUGUGGGCUACGUGGUAACCAGAGAGGAGUUCAGACGACCACCGAACCCUGAGGAAGAGGCUCUGUCUGUUCACUUCAACACUCUGAGUGAGGACUCCAGACCCAGCACGCCUUAACACCACACCAAGACUUCAACACUCCUCCUUCCAUUUAGACUUCAGUCUCCUUAUUCCGGUUUAAACGCUCUCACUCCCUGUGUGUGUGUUCAGUAAAAUAGAAACAGGGGUCAUUGUUACGCCCGUACGGAUGAACUCGGCAGUUCAAGAACACUUGGCAGUCUCCAUGUUUUGUAUCAAAAUCAAAAGUCAGGAGAAAGAAUUGAUUUAUUUAAAAUUGCUAUAGGAUGUAGGAUUUAGGACUUUGUAUUCCCAAAGUAAGUUCCACCUUCAGUACAAAUUCAUGCCUGUGUCCCAAACUGCAUUUUAAGGACUAUAAAUUAUGACCAAAAUAGCAAAUGACAUCAUAGAAAUACUAACAUACUGUUUAUUAGGGUGGAAUGUGGUUUGGGACACGUCCCAGGUGUUCAGGACUCUGAGGAUGAUCAUUAUCUGCUGUUAUCUUCGUCCCCUCAGGAUUACAGGAGUGUUAUGGGCAUUAAAGCUUUAAUUAAAGGUUUUAAUCACCCGAUAGUUUUGAUAUGCGCUAGCACACUAGCACACUAUAAAUGCGCUAGCACACUAGCACACUAUAAAUGCGCUAGCACAGCUAGCAUGUGACCUAAAACACAGCUGCAAAUAUAAAGACUGACUUGUAGGAAAAAUACAACACACUCAACCCAACCCACACACACACACACACACACACACACACACACACACACACACACACACACACACACACACACACACACACACUAAAAGCACCUCAUACCAGCAGUAUUGACCGACUGGAAAGACACUACAGAAUCUAACAAAAUGUUUUAACUGUAUUAGGUUAAAUAAAGACACCAACAGUUUAGAGAAUAA
Molecule: messenger RNA, 1733 nt
Organism: Tachysurus vachellii
Lineage: Eukaryota; Metazoa; Chordata; Actinopteri; Siluriformes; Bagridae
Gene: cyb561
Product: transmembrane ascorbate-dependent reductase CYB561
Exons: 6
Coding region: 144-884 (246 amino acids)
Cellular component (GO): lysosomal membrane
Molecular function (GO): oxidoreductase activity
Source: RefSeq, a predicted model, not a curated record